Messenger RNA from Biomphalaria glabrata, 1786 nucleotides. RefSeq names its product endothelin-converting enzyme 2-like. The record is from RefSeq and is a predicted model, not a curated record. Gene Ontology annotation, biological process: protein processing. The transcript has 11 exons. The coding region runs from base 275 to 1636 and encodes 453 amino acids. Lineage: Eukaryota; Metazoa; Mollusca; Gastropoda; Planorbidae. Gene Ontology annotation, molecular function: metalloendopeptidase activity. Gene Ontology annotation, cellular component: plasma membrane.
UUUGUCCUUAUUGUUAUAGUAUAUUGAUGACUUAGGAUCCUGGACAGUCACUCCGACCCCUAAAGGAUGGAACGAAGCCAACUGGUCACUACAACACGCUUUAGAGAAAAGUCACUCUCUGUGGGGAUAUAGUUUCUGGAAUUACUACAUUAGUGUAGAUCUUCUUAAUGUUUCUCGGAACAUACUGUAUGUACAUCAAAAUGGUCUUUAUGAUGACUUUUGGCCACAAUCGGACCGCAACCCAUUUGAUGAGCCAGCAUUCAAAGAGGCCUUCAUGAACGAGACUGUACCACUUGCACUACUUCUAGGCGGAGAGGAACAGACCGCACGAGACAAGCUGGAAGCAGUUUAUGAGUUUCAAAAGAAUUUAUAUAAGAUAUUCCUUCCUUAUGAUUUAAAAAACAAGGGAACUAAUCUGACGUUUGAAAAAAGAAUAACUGUAGGAGAGUUUCAGACCGUACUAGGAUCAUGGAUCGACGUAGACAAAUAUUUUUCUACUGUUGCUGGUCAAAAGUUUGUAACUAAAGAUGAUGAAAUGAAUGUAGAUGCGCUUGAUUACUUUAAGAGGCUCAGAUACAUCAUCCAAGGAACCGACAAAGAAGUUUUAGCCAACUAUAUUGUCUACAAUUUCGUCGAACUUGCACGCAGUUAUUUCCCUUCAUACAUGCCAGUAGAAGCGAACACUCGAUCAGAGAAAUGCUUACAACUCUUUAUUAUGAAUGAUAUGAUGUAUCCAUCAUCUUCACUGUUUGUGGAGAAACAUCUCUCUCCAGAGCUUCAUACCAUGGCUGCUCUUAUUAUAAAUGGUCUAGAACAUCAGUUCGUCAUAACGUUUGAGGACUCAGACUGGAUUGAUUCAAAAGUCAUUCAAAGACUGAAAUCCAUGAAAAUAUCAAUCGGUGGUGAAGACUGGAUUACUGACCCAGUAUCAAUUGAUAAGAGAUAUGAAACUCUUGAAGCUGUGGCAGGAGACUAUCUACAAAAUCGUGCUAACAUAGUCAGGUUUAGAAAUAACAGGAGAGCAAGACGAUACAGAAGUCCUCCAGAGGUAAUAAAAAGUAAAUACGUUUAUGAUGUGAGUACCGAGCAAAACAAUUUAUUCAAUGAGUUAUUUGUACCAACUGGCAUCUUGAUGGAACCUCUUGCAUCAGCUUCCUAUCCAGACGCCUACUUGUAUGGCUCCAUUGGUACAGACAUAGGUACCACGCUUAUUUUUAGUUUGGACAAAAAUAACAAUAGCAUCUAUGCAAACAAAUCAGAAUGUUGGAAAGAUCAGAUUGAUGCCUACCAGCUACAUGGGAAAAACCUAAGUGGUCAAUUAAAUAUAGAUAUAUUUAUUGCUGACAAUGUAGGUUUUAAGCUGUCCUAUGGAGCCUAUAAAAAUGCGUUUAUAUCAAAACAUUCGUUGCCAAACCUGAACCUAACUGAAGACCAACUGUUUUUUGUUGGCUUGAACCAGUACUUUUGUGGUCAUUAUGCUCCGGAGUUUGAGCUAGAGAGAAUUAAAGUCUGGCAGUACACUCCAGAUAAACUCAGGGCGCUUCACGUCAUCGCAAACAGUCCAGAAUUCGCAAGAGCUUUUAAGUGUUCAAAAAUGUCAACUUUAAAUCCUGAGAAGAAAUGCAGUGUUUGGUGACCUCUUGAACCAUGGAACACUUCCUACCUUUUAAAACAACACACUCUGUUAAAUGUUAGCGUUUAUUUUGUGUAAAACCAAAUUUGGUGUAAUUCAAUUUGGAUUGUUCUGCAUUAAUGUUAGUAAAAAUAAAAUUAAUGUUGCUAUUUA